Merops nubicus (carmine bee-eater) is the source of this 1309-nucleotide messenger RNA. RefSeq names its product Spi-C transcription factor (Spi-1/PU.1 related) (gene SPIC). The record is from RefSeq and is a predicted model, not a curated record. Lineage: Eukaryota; Metazoa; Chordata; Aves; Coraciiformes; Meropidae. The annotation marks the transcript as partial. Gene Ontology annotation, molecular function: sequence-specific DNA binding; DNA-binding transcription factor activity, RNA polymerase II-specific. Gene Ontology annotation, biological process: cell differentiation; regulation of transcription by RNA polymerase II. The transcript is spliced from 6 exons. Gene Ontology annotation, cellular component: nucleus.
AUACCAAAGAACUCCUAUUUCAGAGAGUUCAGCAUUUGUGGGCAGUUUGUGGGCUUAGACCAGUGCUCAGUGACUACAGCUGCAGCUGGUACUGCUCAGCAUUUCUGGGAAUCUGACCCAGCAGGGUCUCAAGUCAGAAAUCCCAAAAAUGAGGAUGAGGAACAUACACCCUUCUUGUGCAUGUGUUCCACUCAAGCAGCUACUUGUCCCACGAAGCUUCAGCGCUCUUCAGGUAGCGACAGAAGAAAAUUUGAUCUGAAAGAGCAGGGAAAAGACUGUUCUCACACUGCUAGUGCUCAGCCUGGUCCAAAGAUGCAGUUACAGGGCAAGUCCUGGUUUGCCCCUGCAGAGCUUGUUCACAGCACACGCUGGUGGAAGAGUACACGCCUGUGCCUGGGAAGAAGCUGGGAAAGAACAGAGCACGUCCCCUUGCCCAGCAUCCUCCAGCUUCAGAAGCUAGAGUAUGAUAAUGGAUUGAGGAUGGGUGAAAAAUUGCAGGGGCUUAGUUUUCCUGACCAGGAUGUGCUGGGCCAGGCUUUCGAAGAUGCGCUAGAGGUCCUGCAGCAGCACUCAGACAGAGACAUGCAGUAUUCACCAGGUUAUAAAAAUUGCCUGACUGUGAUCAACCAUCAUCACCACCUUCGAGCAAGUCCCAGUUACUCUGCAUCACCAUCUACAGAGGAGCAAGGGUAUAGCUGGAGGAAUGUGAUUAACAGUGCAACAGAUUUUUAUGCAGAUGAGACUGUCUACCAUACAAUGCAGAAUACUCCAGAAAGCCAAGUGACACAUGCUGCUGCUGGGCAGUCAAAAACAGGGAAAGGCAGGAAAAAACUUCGACUGUUUGAGUACCUCCAUGAGUCUCUAUAUGAUCCAGCUAUGGCAAACUGCAUCCAGUGGGUGGAUAAGCCCAAUGGUGUCUUCCAGUUUGUCUCCAAAAACAAGGAGAAACUUGCAGAGCUGUGGGGAGAAAGAAAGGGAAACCGCAAGAUCAUGACAUAUCAGAAAAUGGCCAGAGCACUGAGGAAUUAUGGAAGAACAGGUGAAAUCAUUAAAAUUCGAAGGAAGCUGACAUACCAGUUCAGUGCUGUUGUUUUACAGAGACUUCCUCCAUCUUAUUUCUUGGGAAAAGAAACAGUUUAUCAUCCAUAUAUUCAGUCUAAUCAAGAAUAUCAGUGUGCAGAUGACUGGCUCAGUUACAAUAAUUACAUGUAUAACAAUGGUUAUGCAUUACAGCAUUCUAGCAGCUAGAUAUAUAAUUCGCACAAACAGGUCUUUGUUAGCUAGUAAUACUUCACAGGAACUCUUCUCU